Molecule: messenger RNA, 3222 nt
Organism: Entamoeba dispar SAW760
Lineage: Eukaryota; Evosea; Mastigamoebida; Endamoebidae
Product: plasma membrane calcium-transporting ATPase, putative
Exons: 1
Coding region: 1-3222 (1073 amino acids)
Biological process (GO): calcium ion transmembrane transport
Cellular component (GO): intracellular membrane-bounded organelle; membrane
Molecular function (GO): P-type calcium transporter activity; ATP hydrolysis activity; ATP binding
Source: RefSeq, a predicted model, not a curated record
AUGGGAGGAAAACCUUCAAAACAACAAUUACAAAAAAUUGAAUAUACUGGAGAACCUAAUGGAACUCCAUAUUAUUCAAUUUCUGGUAAUGAAUUAUCAGAAAUGAUUACUAAUAAAAAAGAUGAAACAUUUCUCCAGUUAGGAGGUGCUAAUGGUAUUGCUAAAUUACUUGAAACUGAUGUAGAUAAAGGAAUUUGUGAUGAAUCAUAUAAUAAAAGACAAGAACAAUUUGGAAAAAAUAGAACACCAGACCCUGUUCUUAUUCCAUUCUGGAAAAUUUGGUUUGAAGCACUUCAAGAUAAAACACUUAUUAUUCUUAUUCUUGCAGCUGUUGUUUCAUUGAUAUUAGCAUUUGUUGUUCCAAAUUCUACAGAUAAAUGUUUAACUAAUGAAACAGAAGAAGAUAAAGAAUUUAAUACUGAUUGGAUUGAAGGACUUGCUAUUUUAGCUGCUGUAUUAGUUGCUUCACUUGGAUCAUCUAUUUCUGAUUAUUCAAAACAAAAGAAAUUUUUAGCUCUUUCUAAAGAUGAAAAAGAUGUAAAAAUUAAAGUUAUUAGAAAUAGUGAACAACAACAAAUUUCUAUCUUUGAUUUAUGUGUUGGAGAUCUAGUUAAUUUAGAUGUUGGAGAUCUUCUUCCAGCUGAUGGAAUUUUUGUUCAUGGUAAUGAUUUACGACUUGAUGAAUCUGAUAUGACAGGUGAAUCAGUUGCUGUUAAAAAAUCUGAAAAAAGUUUCUACAUGAUGUCAGGAACAAAAGUUACAGAUGGAAAUGGAAAAAUGCUUGUUGUUGCAGUAGGACCAAAUUCUAUGUGGGGAAAAACAAUGGAAGCAGUUAAUCAAAAUAAAACAAAACCAACACCAUUACAAGAAAAUCUUGAUAAUAUUGCUAUGAAAAUUGGUUAUUUCGGAAUGGCUGGUGGUGCUUUAGUAUUUAUUGCUUUAACUAUUUAUUAUAUAGUAUCACAAUUUACACAUAAUGACGUAUUAAAAGCAGAUGAAAAGAAUGGAAUUAUUGAAGGAUGUCUUGAAUGUAAUGUUACUAGAGAAGAUCCAAUGUGGGAACAAUAUUGUGAAAAAUAUUCAUUUGAUUGGAGUUCAUUAACUGUUUUGAUUGACUACUUUAUUUUGGCUGUAACUAUUAUUGUUGCAGCUGUUCCAGAAGGACUUCCACUUGCAGUUACUAUUUCAUUAGCAUAUUCAAUGAAACAAAUGUUUAAAGAUAAUAAUUUAGUAAGACAUUUAAAAGCAUGUGAAACAAUGUCAAAUUGUACUAAUAUUUGUUCAGAUAAAACAGGUACAUUAACAGAAAAUAGAAUGACAGUUGUAAAUGGAUGGUUUGGAGGAAUUAAAAUGGAAACAAGAGAUCAAAAAGUUGAAAUUGCUAAAGAAUAUGAAGAAAUAAUUAAUAUGAAUAUUUCAAUUAAUAGUUCACCAUCUACAUCAUUAAUUGAAGAAAAGGGACAAAUUAAUGUUAUUGGAAAUAAAACAGAAGGAGCAUUAUUAAUGUAUAUAAAAGAAAGAGGAAUUAAUUAUUUAGAAAUUAGAAAAAGAAAUGAAAAUAAUAUUUAUCAAAUGUUUGCAUUUUCAAGUGCUAAAAAGAGAAUGAAUACACUUGUUUGGAUAGAUAAACCAAAUACUAUUAGAAUGUUUACAAAAGGAGCACCAGAAAUGAUUUUAGAAAAAUGUCAAUAUUAUAUGAAUGAAAAAGGAGAAAUUAAAGAAUUAACAGAAGAAAUUAGACAAGAACUUGAAGAAUGUCAAGCAGAAUGGGCAUCUAAAGGAUAUAGAACAUUAUCAUUAUCAUAUAAAGACAUGGCACCAGCUAAUCCUAAUAAUUUAGAAGAAAAAUAUGAAAGUGCUAAUGAAGAAGGAUCUAUUUUAUUAAGUUUAUUUGGAAUUGAAGAUCCAGUAAGAAGAGAAGUUCCAGGAGCUGUUGCUACAUGUCAAAAAGCAGGAAUUAUUGUUAGAAUGGUAACAGGAGAUAAUAUAGCAACAGCAAGAUCAAUUGCACAACAGUGUAAUAUUAUUUCAAGAGAAAAUGAUAUUGCAAUAGAAGGACCUAAAUUUGCAGAAUUAACAGAUUCAGAAAUUAUUGAAAAAUUAGAAAAUCUUAGAGUUAUUGCAAGAUGUUCACCACAAGAUAAAGAAAGACUUGUUAAAUUACUUAUUAAUCAAGGAGAAGUUGUUGCAGUUACAGGAGAUGGAACAAAUGAUGUACCAGCACUUAAAGCAGCAGAUGUAGGACUUGCUAUGGGAAUUAGAGGAACUGAUGUAGCUAAACAAGCAUCAGAUAUUGUUAUUUUAGAUGAUAAUUUUCAAUCAAUUGUUAAUUCAGUAAAAUGGGGAAGAUGUGUUUAUGAUAAUAUUAGAAAAUUCCUUCAAUUCCAAUUAACUGUUAAUGUAUCUGCUGUGGUACUUUGUAUUAUUGGUUCAGUAUUUGUUGGUGAAUCACCAUUAAAUGCACUUCAAAUGUUAUGGGUUAAUAUGAUCAUGGAUACUUUAGCUGCAUUAGCACUUGGAACAGAAAAACCAACAGAUUCAUUAUUAGAUAGAAAACCAUUUGGUAGAUUUGAUUCACUUAUUUCAUUUAAAAUGUUAAGAUCAAUUCUUUUCCAAGCAGGAUAUCAAUUGGUUAUUACAUUGGCUAUUGUCUUUGCUGGAAAAUAUAUUCCAUUCCUUAAUGCACCAUGUGGUUUUGUUAAAACUGUUGGUCAUUCUGGUGGUGAAGAUUUUAGUAAAUAUUGUGCUGGUGAUAAUAUUGGUUUUAAGAGUAUUAAUGAUGUUAAAAAUGAUACUGUUGAACUUCAAACUUUAGUAUUUAAUAUGUUUGUCUUUGCUCAAAUCUUCAAUCUUUUCAAUUCAAGAAAAGUAAAUGGUGAACAUAACGUCUUUGAAAGGAUCUUUUCAAAUUGGUACUUCCUUGGUAUUUGUGCUGGUAUUUGUGUUUGUCAAAUUAUUAUUGUCCAAUUCCUUGGUAUUCUUUUCUCAGGAGUUCCAUUUAGUCCAUCACAAGGUCAAUAUGGACUUUCAUGGCAAGGAUGGAUUGUAUCAAUUGCUUCUACUCUACUCACUCUUAUUGUUGGACAAAUUUCAUUCUUUAUUCCAGUUCCUACUUCUAAACCAAAGAAAUUUAAGAAAGAAUCAGCAUCACUUUUCAGUAAAAUUAAAGGUAAAUUCAGUAAAAAAGAAUAUCAAUCUAUUGAUAGUAGUGAUGAUGAAUAA